UAGUCAAUGUAGCUUAAUUUGAUUUGAUUUCGAUAGGUGUGGUUUAAAAACCGAAGAGCGAAGUGGAGGCGACAAAAAAGAACAGCAUUUAGUGUGCGAAACCUGGAAAACUAGAAGAUUAUGCCGGAUAUGUCCAUCGUGAAGACAUUUUUGGAUACUUUGCAUCCAAUGCAAUAAUGAGGCUAGAUUAAUUCUAAAAACGCCAGACAUUUCUGGUGACGUCACGCGUGUACAUUCUCCCAAUGACGUUCCUUGAUUAGCAAAACGUCAACUAAGAACUAUUGAUAUAACUACGUGAAUUAAAUUAAGGUAUUCAUACGCUUCUAUUUUCAGAGACUCUUUAGUUUAUAACGGGAUUGUUUACAUUCAGCAAGGUUUUGUUUGGCUUGCUAGCUAACAGAGAAGUCAAGGCCACCAGAGACCAUUUCGCUAACUUCUUCUAGCGACCGACAAUGGAAGGAUUUGGAAAGGCGCUGAUGUCUGGAACCCUUGUCCCAGCUAAUCCUGUCACAACAGUUGCUCUUCGACAGCCACCCGAGGAAACAAAGAAAACAAACCGAAAAGUUCUCGAUGAAGAAAACUACAUAGAGAGUUUAGAGAAGAUCAUCCAGAGGGACUUUUUCCCAGAUGUGACCAAGUUACAUGCACAGAAGGACUACCUCGAAGCUGAGGAAAAUGGGGAUCUUGGGAAGAUGAGGGAAAUAUCCAUUAAGUAUGGGUCAUCUUUAGCCAAGUCCACACCACGCUCCACUGCCCCAUAUGUUACUCCAGCUUCCUUUGAGACACCAGAGGGUCGUCCUGGGUCUCCCUCUUCUGUACUGGGCAAAAACAAGAAAGGAACAGACGUGGUGAACAAGGAAGGAGAUGAGGAAGAGAAAGAGCUGCCCUGUCUUGAUCGCUUCUUGGCUAAGAACACAAGCGAGGAUAAUGCAUCCUUUGAGCAGAUCAUGGUUCUGGCAGAAGACAAGGAAAAGUUGAGGCAUGCGUGGCUGUAUGAGGCAGAGGCUGAAUUUAAACAGCGGCAUGAAGAAAACCUUGCACUUCCUUCAUCUGAGAAGCAGGCCCUUGAGUGUGUAAAGGCAGGACUGGAGACCUGGGAGUACAAAGCAAAGAAUGCCCUUAUGUACUAUCCAGAGGGUGUCCAAGAUGAUGACACACUCUUCAAGAAACCCAGGGAGGUGAUUCACAAGAACACUCGCUUUGUGGUAGACCCCUUCAGCAAAGCCCUUAACAAAUGCCAGCUUCAACAGGCUGCAGCCCUCAAUGCACAGUUCAAACAGGGUAAAGUAGGCCCAGAUGGCAAAGAACUUAAUGCCCAGGAUUCCCCUAACGUGAAUGGAUAUGGGUUUGAAGGAACUCCCUGCCCUUCCCCAGGUAUGGCUGAGUCCCCCCUGAUGACCUGGGGUGAGAUAGAGAGCACCCCCUUUCGCCUGGAUGGGUCUGACUCACCGUUUCAAGAGAGGAACAUCGGCCCAUCAUUUAAGAUUCCAGAACCAGGAAGAAGAGAGAGGUUGGGUUUGAAAAUGGCCAAUGAGGCUGCCGCCAAAAACCGGGCAAAGAAGCAAGAAGCAUUGCGAAAGGUCACAGAAAACCUGGCAAGUCUCACCCCAAAAGGCCUGAGCCCAGCAUUGACCCCUGCCCUUCAGAGGCUUGUAAACCGCACCUCCAGCAAAUACACAGACAAAGCUCUAAGGGCAAGCUACACACCAUCACCCACACACAGAGGAGCAGGCUCCAAGACCCCCCUGGGUGGUCCAGCCACUCCCUCAGGCACUCCGACACCAAGCAAAGCUAGGACCCCCGCCUCCCAGGACCCAGCAUCCAUCACAGACGACUUACUACAGCUUCCCAAGAGGAGGAAAGCAUCUGACUUCUUCUGACUGGAGUAAAGCAAAACUGAGAGAGAACGGUUAUCUUGAGGAAGUGAACUCUUACAUGUUUAAAGCAAGUUGUCAUCAAGCAAAUUACCGGCCAUGUUUCUCUCUAACCCACCUCAGGCCCUCCCCCUGGAUUUUAUGGACUUGCCUUUUAUGGCUGGAACAGUCUGUGCACAAUGAAGGGCCGAGUCAUAAUACCAACUCUGAAUUCAAGGAUAAUUGGAAAACUCAGGUUAUUACUGUUUUUUUAGGGUGUUGGACAGAAAUGCAUAGUAUGUACUGUGUUAGAAACCUUCCAAGACUGGAUAACUUACAAUAUGUGGGAUCCAAAGAGAUGAUAUAAUUGUACAUAGCCUAGGCUGAUGUUAUUUUAAUCUUGGUGAAUGUUACGAGGCUUUGUUGAUUUUUGUUGUUGUUUGUUAAUAUGUUCAAAUGUAAGCCUCUAUUGUAUGUCUUUUUCUGCAAUCUAAUCUUUCAGUCCUCAACCUAAAAAUUGCCUUGUUGUAAAUCCCAAAUGUUGACACUCACCUUUGUCAUAGCAGACUCGACAUCUAAAAAUGUAACGAAGUCUCUAUGGUUCAUCUUGACAAAUAUGUAUGUUCCAUUGAUUAUGAACUAUUCAACUGGAAUAAAUCCAGGACUUCAACAUCA
Oncorhynchus tshawytscha (Chinook salmon) is the source of this 2528-nucleotide messenger RNA. RefSeq names its product splicing factor ESS-2 homolog. Bases 453 to 1880 code for a protein of 475 amino acids. Gene Ontology annotation, cellular component: catalytic step 2 spliceosome. The transcript has 10 exons. The record is from RefSeq and is a predicted model, not a curated record. NCBI's taxonomy places the organism in Eukaryota, Metazoa, Chordata, Actinopteri, Salmoniformes, Salmonidae.